This is a messenger RNA of Macrosiphum euphorbiae (potato aphid), 1839 nucleotides long. The record is from the annotation of a GenBank genome assembly. NCBI's taxonomy places the organism in Eukaryota, Metazoa, Arthropoda, Insecta, Hemiptera, Aphididae.
AUGAGUGCUGAAACCGUAAACGCGUUGGUGUUCGACUAUUUGAACUCGUUGGAUCAGAACCUUGCAAACAUGUUCCAGACCAAGACUAAAGCACCAAAACUGCAGAGGGGACAAACUAAAUUGACCCAGCUAAUAGAUGAUCAUUUGAAGACUUCUAAAAAGACAAUUAAAUUGCAAAAAAAAGGACCUUCUGUAGAUCAAAUAAUUAAAAUAAGUAAUGGUAAAGCAGCCGCAGUCGCCGAUGAAGAAUCUGAAGAAGAAAGUUCUGAGGAGGAAGUUGUUGCACCCAAACCAAAAAUUAAUGACAAAAAAGGCAAGAUAGUAGAAAAAAAAGAAGAAAGUUCUGAAGAAGAAAGCUCAGAUGAUGAUGAUGAUGAACCACCAGUUAAGAAAGCAUGUAUUGCUCCUGUUAAGAAGCCCGCUACUAAGAAAGAAUCUAGUUCAGAAGAAGAGAGCUCAGAAGAAGAAACUCCUGCUCCUAAAAAGCCAGUUACUAAACCAGUUGUAAUGCCAGCUGCAACUAAGAAAACUGCUGCAGAAGAAUCAUCAGAAGAUAGCUCUGAAGAAGAAAGUUCUGAAGAAGAAAAGCCUGCAGUCAAAAAAGCCCCUCAGGUACCUGUUAAAAAGGCUAAAGAAGAAAGUUCCGAAGAGGAAAGUUCUGAAGAGGAAGCUGUUGUUAAGGUUCCAGCCAAAGUUGCUGCUAAAAAUGGAAAGAAAGAGUCUAGUUCGGAAGAAGAAAGUUCUGACGAAGAAGAUACACCUGUAGUUAAGAAAGUAGCCGCAGCGCCAGCUGUGAAAAAAACCCAAGAAUCUAGUUCUGAAGAAGAAAGUUCUGAUGAGGAAACUGUUGUUAAAACUCCAGCGAAAGCUCCUGUUUCUGCAAAAAAAGCUAAAAAAGAAUCUAGUUCUGAAGAGGAAAGUUCAGAAGACGAAACCCCAGCUACCACCAAACCAUUAAAAAAAACUGUUACUAAACCAGUCGUUGCUAAAGAAGAAAGCGAAGAAGAAGAAUCUGAUGAUGAUGAAGAUGAAGAAGAAGCAGUUAGCAAGACUCCAAAUAGUCAGAUCAAAAAUCAGCCGUUUGUUAAAGCAGCGAAUGGAGAUAAUAAAUUAUUAAUGGGAAACAUGGAACAAUUUGAUACUAGUAACAACUCUUUUGAUACUGGUAACAACUCUUUUGGCUCUGAUAAAAAGAAAAACCAGCAAAAUAGACGAUCAGAUCCUUAUAGACGUGUCCGUGAUGAUAAUGUCAGUGUUGAUGGACGUCUUUUGGAUAAUUCACUAAAAGCAAAGGAUGAAAAUGGUUCCGGCAACAAAUGGGGUGAAGACCGACAGGGCGGUUUCAGAGGUGGUAGAGGCAAUAGAGGAGGAUUUGGAUUCCGAGGUGGUCGUGGAGGCCGUGGGGGUUUCAAUCGUGAUGAUGAUCAAAAUGGAGGAGGAAGAGGUGGUUUUGGUCGUGGUGGGGGUGGUGGUCGUGGAGGUGGGUUCAAACGUAAAUUUGAUGACUCUGGUGAAGGGGAAGGUGAAGGCGGUGGCUUCAGAAAGAGUUUUGGAAGUGGAGAUGAUAAUGGUGGAGAACGACGUAGUUUUGGAGACAAAAGAGGAUUUGGUGGUAAUAGGUUCGGUGGUGAACGAGGAGGAUUUGGAGGUCGUGGUGGUGGAAGAGGAUUUGGUGGCCGUGGUGGUGGUGAUAGAGGUGGAAGAGGCUUUGGUGGACGUGGUGGUGGAGACCGUGGCAGGGGUGGUCGUGGUGGUGGCGGAGGAGACAGAUAUUUCAAUAAAAGUUUUGACUCUAAUAGUUCAACACCUCAAAACAAAAAAAUUAAAUUUGAUGAUUGA